Penicillium subrubescens is the source of this 870-nucleotide messenger RNA. Its product is annotated as intradiol ring-cleavage dioxygenase. NCBI's taxonomy places the organism in Eukaryota, Fungi, Ascomycota, Eurotiomycetes, Eurotiales, Aspergillaceae. Gene Ontology annotation, molecular function: ferric iron binding; catechol 1,2-dioxygenase activity. Gene Ontology annotation, biological process: catechol-containing compound metabolic process. The record is from RefSeq and is a predicted model, not a curated record. The transcript is spliced from 4 exons. The coding region runs from base 1 to 870 and encodes 289 amino acids.
AUGGCCACUCACAGAUUCGACCCCAAAUUCACCGACAAUGUUAUCAACGCGAUGGGACCCAAGACCUCUCCGCGCAUGCGCCAGCUCAUGACCGGUCUGAUUCGCCAUGUGCACGACUUUGCGCGCGAGAAUGAGCUCACAGUGGACGAGUGGAUGGCCGGAGUGAAGAUGCUCAAUUGGGCUGGACAGAUGAGCGAUGAUAAGCGGAACGAGGGCCAACUAGUCUGCGAUGUGAUCGGCCUGGAAUCCCUCGUUGACGAAAUCACCUUCACUCUCGCCGAAGAAGCCAAGGACGCACCCACUGCCACCGCCAUUCUGGGCCCCUUCUUCCGCGCUGAUACUCCCUACCGCGAGAACGGUGCCGAUAUUGUCGUCACUAAGCCCAAGGACGGCGGUGAGAUGGCCUUUAUGCACGGCCGGGUCAUUGAUUUUGAGACGAAAAAGCCUCUUGUUGGCGCCGACGUUGAGGUCUGGCAGGCGUCGACGAAUGGUUUGUAUGAGCAGCAGGAUCCUGAGCAGGUUGAGUUUAAUCUGCGUGGAAAGUUCAAGACGGAUUCUGAGGGGAGAUAUAACUUCUACUGCCUGCGGCCGACGCCGUAUCCCGUUCCUGAUGAUGGCCCCGCUGGCAAGCUGCUGAGUCUCAUGGACCGCCACCCCUUCCGCCCUGCUCACAUUCACAUCAUUGCUACCAAGGAAGGUUACCGCCCUCUGACUACCCAGAUCUUCGACCGCGAGGACAAGUACCUGGACAACGACUCUGUCUUCGCCGUUAAGGACUCUCUCAUUGUGGACUUUGUCCCCAGGAAAGAUGACCCUAAGGCGGCUCUUGAACUCGAGUAUAAUGUUAAGCUGGUGGCCGAUACCAAGUAG